UAAAUUUUUAUAUGGGAAGUUGUUGGUCGAAAAAAAACGCAAAAGGUAGCCCAUCUAGGAAUAGUCAUGUACGCGGGACUCUGAGAAAAUCUGAUCUUGUACAAUAUGAUCCAAAAAUUUUGAUAUUGGGUGGCGGUGUAGCGGGUCUUGCCUGUGCUGUGGAGUUGAAGAAUAACGGCUUAAAUAAUGUACGCAUUGUAGAGAUGUCUGAUCGAAUUGGCGGUCGUAUCAAGACCAUGAAAUUCGCUGACAAUUACAUUGAUCUGGGUGCCCAGUGGGUCUAUGGAAAGGAUAACAAUUUGGUCUAUGAGAUGGCAGAUGUGGAUGAGCUGGGAAAAACAAAUGGUACGAUUGCAAAUAUGGAUUGGAUACGUUCGAAUGGAAAAAAGAUUACGGAGGGUGUUGUGGACCAAAUGUUGGAUUUGAUAACUACCGUCUAUGAUAAUAUGAAGGACGACAAAAUUGAUCCCACAAUCACCUUUGGUGACUAUUUAUCCAAGAUGUUUGACCGAGAGGUCGAAAAACAAAAUAUCCGCAUUGAUAGGUCUCUAGCCAAAGAGUUUAUUGUUACUUUCAAGAAAAUGGAAGGCAAUAUGGCGGAUACGGAUAUGUCGGCCUUUGACUAUUGGAGCUUCCAGCCAUGCGGUGGCAGCGGACUUUUGAAUUGGCGCGACAAGGGCUUCAAGCAGUUCUUGCAUCACCUCGUCAAUGGCGACGACCUAAAUGAGCAUGGAGUGCUCAAGGGCUGCAUCGAUUUGAACCGAAGGGUUCGUCAAGUCGAGUGGGAUCGUCCAGAUGGCUCUGUGCUGGUGAGCUGUGAGAAAGAGAAAUAUUCCGCGGACCAUGUAGUCAUCACUUUCUCGCUAGGCGUGCUCAAGCAUAGCUCAACGCUCUUUCAGCCCUCUUUACCAGACUCUCACUGCAAAGCGAUCAAUAGCAUGGGAUUCGGCAACGUCUGCAAGAUUUUUGUUGAGUUUCAGGAGAAAUUCUGGCCAGAUGACUGGCGCGGCUUUAAUGCGCUGUGGAGAGCACAGGACUUGCCAGCUCAGCCCUGGCUGAAGGACAUCUAUGGCUUCCAUGUGUAUGACCAUCAGCCACGCGUUCUACUUGGCUGGGCCUGUGGAGUCCAUGUGGAGGCCAUCGAGACCAUAAAGCACUCUGCUCUAGUGGACGGCAUUGUGCGCAUGCUGAAUCACUUCCUGCGCAACUUUAACGUGUCGCGCCCGAACAAUGUAAUUAUCAGCAAAUGGAGCACUGAUCCGGCACACCGCGGCUCCUACUCCUACCCAUCCGUAUUAGCCACUGAGAAUGACACGGGACCCAAGAGUCUCGCACAGCCAAUCCAUGUACAAGUCGCUGAAACGCGUGAGCCGUCUGACACGAGUAUUUCCUCAACAUCUGAAACCCCGCCAAUAACAGCGCGACCAGUAUUAUUUUUUGCGGGCGAGGCAACCAGCUCCAAUCAUUAUUCGACAGUUCACGGUGCUGUAGAGUCGGGGAUACGCGAGGCUGAUCGCAUUAUUUCCUUCUACAGGAGCUCCACCUAUUAAGUUCAUUCAAAAAUCUA
Messenger RNA from Drosophila navojoa, 1567 nucleotides. RefSeq names its product spermine oxidase. Gene Ontology annotation, molecular function: polyamine oxidase activity. Lineage: Eukaryota; Metazoa; Arthropoda; Insecta; Diptera; Drosophilidae. The record is from RefSeq and is a predicted model, not a curated record.